GAUACAUCCACAUAACAGCAGAUCAUCUCCGUUAUUUUGCAUCUUGACUUGUUGAGAUUUUCAGCGGAUCUCUGCUUAUGUAGGCUUUAUGAAUGAGGAAGAUCUCGCAGCGGAAGAAUGUCCCGUCGAAAGCAAGCAAAACCACAGCAGCUGAGAUCGGACGAGGACCCUUCACUUCUGGAGCUGCUUCCUGAGCACGUCAUAGGUAAAGGACUAGAUGAUUCAGACAGUGGAAAUGAGAGCCGCAGUGGGAGUGAAGAGACCCAUGUGUGUGAAAAGUGUUGUGCUGAGUUCUUUAAGUGGACUGAUUUCUGUGAACAUCUGAAGACCUGUACCAAGAAUCCACUUGUGUUAAUUAUCAGUGACAAUGAAGCGACUUCAGACCAAACACAGGACUACCUACCUGAGCCAUCACCCAUGCCCAGCUGCAGCAGUGAGCUGGCAGAAAGUGAGGAUGCAGUAGAGGAAAGCCACAUGCCCGCUGAAGGUGUUGAAGGAGCAGAGAUGAUACUGGACCCAGCUGCUGUCCUGGAGAAAGAAUAUGAGCCCAUGGAAGUGGAACUGUCUCCUGAGAAACACAUACAUUCUGAAGAUCAAGUUACAUUGUCAGAGCCAGACAUAAGCCUGCCUCAACCUGAAGAUCAUAAGCACUCUUCUGGGGCAGGAUACACUAUACCCAGCACUAAUGUCACACUGGGAACACUGCAUGGAACCCGUGUGGCUGUGGCUCAAUUCUCUCAGAGUGCCCGGGGAGCACUUAUUGGUGAAGCAUCAACUAUAGCCAUCCCUAUGAUCCUUGACCAGCUCAUGGCCUUGCAGCAACAACAGCUCCACCAGCUUCAAUUGAUAGAGCAGAUUCGAAGCCAGGUGACGCUAAUAAACAAACAAGCGUCCACACAGACAGCUGUCAAUCAUCAAGUAGACCGGAGCAUGACUGGUGCCUUAGAAGUAACUUCAUCUUCCAACAUACCCACAAUGCCUGGUCAGCUUAAUAUGCAUAGCUUCAUUACACCUUCUGUGCAUCAGCUGCCUAUCCAGGGGCCCCCCUAUUUAAAUGAACAGGUCUCAGCCUCAUUAUCUUCAGUUCUGGAGGUAGCUUGUGCCAGUGUUCCACACACUGGUGGCCAAGUGGACAGUUCUGAGAUGAAAAACAAUAUCAAAAUUAAUUCCUUAUAUCCAUCAACCAGUAAUGUGGUUCCUUCUCAAAUGCCACCAUGCUCAGAGUCGACUGGCAGCAAUAGCUGCACCACUAGUAGCACAGGAACUGGGGGUGAAAUAAGUUGUGGUAUUUCACUUCCAAAAAACACACCUAGUCCUCUGACACAGACUCAUGGAAGAUCGCUAAAAUCCCCCUCCAGCAUUCCUCUUGUACCUCACAGCUCAUCCAGCAGUGUUAUCUUCCCUAAUCCUCUAGCCAGUAUUGCAGCCACAACAAAUGCUCUUGAUCCUCUUUCCGCCCUAAUGAAGCAUCACAAAGGAAAGCCCCCAAAUGUCUCUCUAUUUGACACCAAAACCAGUUCAGAAGAUCCCUUCUUCAAACACAAGUGCAGAUUUUGUUCCAAAGUGUUUGGAAGUGACAGUGCCCUGCAAAUUCAUCUUCGUUCCCAUACUGGUGAAAGGCCUUUCAAAUGCAACAUUUGUGGUAAUCGCUUCUCCACAAAGGGUAACUUGAAGGUCCAUUUUCAGAGACACAAAGAAAAGUAUCCUCACAUUCAAAUGAACCCCUAUCCAGUACCCGAGUAUUUGGACAAUAUUCCAACUAGCUCAGGUAUACCUUAUGGCAUGUCAUUGCCCCCGGAAAAACCUGUUACCACAUGGCUGGACAGCAAACCUGUUUUGUCUACAAUCCCAACGUCAAUAGCACUGCAACUCCCUCCAACAAUACCCAGUAUUAUAGGAAGCUAUGGGGAUUCAACUAGUUUUACCCCUUUAAGUAGGUCACCUCAAAGGCCAUCACCACCAUCAAGUGAGUGCACAUCUAUAUCUCCUAAUCACCUCAUUGGUGAGGCAAGUAUUGCACACAUUUCCAGUUCACCACAGCCUAGUAUGGCGAGUGACACACCACCAAUUCUUAAACGUGAAGCCCUUCAUUUAGCACCCAUCUCCACCACCAGGCCUGAAGAAACCAGCAUAUUGACUACUUCCAUAUCCCAAGUGAUUCCUACAACCACAGUUACAACCACAACUAGCACCAGAACACAGAUCACAGACUCAGCAAAUACUCCCUCUGUUGUCUCUCAUUCAUCCCUUCAAACGGUUUCCAGUCAGUUUAAGUUUCCUUUUGGUGGCCUCCUGGACUCUAUGCAAACAUCAGAGACCUCUAAACUACAGCAGUUGGUGGAAAAUAUUGAUAAAAAGAUGACAGACCCCAACCAAUGUGUCAUCUGUCAUCGUGUGCUUAGUUGUCAGAGUGCUCUAAAGAUGCAUUAUCGCAUCCAUACAGGAGAAAGACCCUUUAAAUGUAAAAUAUGUGGUCGUGCUUUCACAACCAAGGGUAAUUUGAAAACACACUUUGGGGUUCACAGAUCAAAGCCUCCUCUCCGGGUACAGCACUCUUGUCCCAUAUGCCAAAAAAAGUUUACUAAUGCAGUUGUUCUGCAGCAACACAUCCGCAUGCAUAUGGGUGGACAUAUUCCAAACACACCCCAACCUGAGAGUUUUCUGGACAUGGAUAGAGAUCUUUCAUUUGAUGAAACGAACUUAGAUACCAUGAGCAGUUAUGACGAAGAGCUAAUUGAUGAGAUGGACCAAGCAAUAGAAGAUGAAACAGGUCAUAAAGGAGGGAAUGUGGACUCACCCAAAAAACAUUUAUCCACACAGAUUUCUCCAAGCACUUCACCCCCAACCUCUCCUUUAUCUAGCAUUGUUGGUUUGGAAAAGGAAAUUAAGCUUACUGACUCAACAGUUAAAACAACCAAUUCUUUCAGCCUGAUGCCUCCAGAAAAUGUGAGGGGAACAGAUAGGAAAAAUGAAGACAUGUUUAAGAAUGAUUCAUCUUCCACUGUAAGAGACUUGGAGAAUCAUAGUGUUGGGAGUCCAGCACAAUCUGAAUCAUCUGGCUCUAUGCAGGCUCUGUCUCCUACUUGUAGUCAGUGUGAGAGUCAUCGCUCCAAGUCCCCUACCCAGUCAAAUAACAGUGAGGGCGAAGCUCUACAUCUUCCUUCAGGGAAUGCAACAGUGAAGUCUGAACAGCCAGAUACCCCUUCUCCUGUAUCAGAAAACACCGGCGCAUUAGAUCUCACUGCUGCACAGCACACUAGGUCAUUUGUCCAAGACGAGAAUCCCUUCAGUCUGCUGUUCCUUGGAAAAGACAGAGGUAUAAGUAUUGUGAGCUCAGAGCCAAGCACAGUCAGAUUUGAGAAUGGACACAAUAAACCACUGGCUAUGUGUGAGGUGCCCCACUUACCAGUUGGCCCCCAGAUACUUACCACAACCUCUCAGACAACAAAAAGCCCCAAUCUUACACCGAUGCUGGCAUCCCCUCCACCUCGGCGGACCCCCAAACAGCAUAACUGCACAUCUUGUGGGAAGAAUUUUUCAUCAGCUAGUGCUCUUCAGAUCCAUGAGCGCACUCACACAGGAGAAAAACCAUUUGGCUGUUCCAUCUGUGGCAGAGCCUUCACCACAAAGGGAAAUCUGAAGGUCCACAUGGGAACUCACAUGUGGAACAAUGCCCCAGCCCGUCGGGGAAGACGACUGUCAGUGGACAAUCCGAUGGCUCUCCUAGGGGGAGAUGCUAUAAAAUUCAAUGAAAUGUUUCAGAAGGAUCUUGCAGCACGAGCAAUCAAUGUAGACCCAGGCUUUUGGAAUCAGUAUGCUGUAGCCAUUACCAAUGGACUAGCAAUGAAAAACAAUGAGAUCUCUGUCAUUCAGAAUGGAGGCAUUCCAUCCCUUCCCAUUAGUAUAAGUGGUGGUGGCAUUCCUGCUGUAGGUGGAAUGUCAGGAGGGAUGGAGAGGUCUCGCACUGGGAGCGGCCCUCCCCUGACUGGACUUGAGAAGACUAACUUGGAAGUUGGAACUGGUAAUCCCUUUUCCAGAUUCAGGGAAGAGGACAAUGAAAUCGGUAUUAACUGAUGAUGUACAUCAAUAAAAGGAUGCAGAA
Messenger RNA from Carassius gibelio (silver crucian carp), 4102 nucleotides. It is a transcript of the gene sall3a, whose product is annotated as spalt-like transcription factor 3a. NCBI's taxonomy places the organism in Eukaryota, Metazoa, Chordata, Actinopteri, Cypriniformes, Cyprinidae. The transcript is spliced from 4 exons. Gene Ontology annotation, molecular function: DNA-binding transcription factor activity, RNA polymerase II-specific; RNA polymerase II cis-regulatory region sequence-specific DNA binding. Gene Ontology annotation, cellular component: nucleus. The record is from RefSeq and is a predicted model, not a curated record. Gene Ontology annotation, biological process: regulation of transcription by RNA polymerase II. Bases 118 to 4074 code for a protein of 1318 amino acids.